Folsomia candida is the source of this 2585-nucleotide messenger RNA. RefSeq lists its product as uncharacterized. The transcript is spliced from 3 exons. Bases 280 to 807 code for a protein of 175 amino acids. The record is from RefSeq and is a predicted model, not a curated record. Lineage: Eukaryota; Metazoa; Arthropoda; Collembola; Entomobryomorpha; Isotomidae.
AUCAUUUUCUUUGUCCACAUACCUCACCCACCUAUUGGCCAGGUUUAAGCGAAACCAUGGAUUUUGCAUGUGCAAAAUAAAACAGGCCAAACCAUGAUGGAACGUGAUCCCAGCUCAUGCAACAUAUGCACAUAUUCUGAGCUAAGUUUUCAGUUUGGCAACUUGUAUGUAAAUGGUUAGCACUUACAUAUCUAAAUAUUUCGUGUAAAACUACCUACACAAUCAUCAAAUUGGCGACAUUCAAACGUCUAAUCAAGUGCAACAAUUUAAUUUCAAGUAAUGGACCGAGAUACAUGGCGACGCUUAAACUUUAUGGGAUCCCUUCUUCCCAACAAAUGUUUGAUCUUACUCCUCUUAAUAUGCACUUUUGGAAUGGUGACAUCCAUCCAAGAGUUCAAUUUAAGCAGCGCAGAGCACAGGGACAUCUUGAAAUGGCUGACUGAAUCGUCCCUCUGCGGAAAAUAUGAGACGCUUUGUAAGAAAUCGUAUGGUUCUCAAUAUUGCUGCGGGAGUAGUACCGACUACACUUGUUGCCUUAAUGAGGACACCUGCUGUCCAAGUUAUACCAGAUGUUGUGGUCAGUAUUGCUGUCAGUAUGGACACGAGUGCCGCAUAGACGGCUGUUACGGCACAAAGAGGACGAUCAACUACGGAAAUUUCGCGAUUGGAUUGGGGAUAUCCGCGCUUCUGGGGAUAUGCGGAUGUGUUGCGAAAUCUGGAUCCUCCGACAGGGAACAGAAUCCGCAAAUGUCUAGUGGUGCGAGACCAGCCGAGCCUCAGGAGGAGAAUGAUGAAGUCGCCGUGUAAUCUAUGGAAAUAUAACUAUUUAUGAAAUUUAAUUCAGAAGAUUUAUUGAGUAUUUUACUGAGUAAGGAAUGUUUAUAUGAAUAACCAAUUUGGAAUGCAUAUUUUUAUUCAGGAAUUGUAAAUGCGAUACAGAUUUGAUACAUUAAUUAACAAUGGAAAUAUUUAAAUUUUAAAAAUAAGUAUCACAUAAAUUAAAGUUAAAAUUCAAACAAAUGUUUACUCUGGCUAAGUACCUCUUAUUUCCAGGGUAUGUAAAAGUCAUUUGAAUUUUUUGCAGAAUUAUGUGAUUGAGGAAUUAAAAUUAAGAACAUUUUUCAAUGCUUUAUGUAAUAAUGUGCUUAAUUAUAAUGCCUCGACCAUAGCCUCGCGUUUAAAUUAUUACUAUAUAUACUUAACUAAUACUAAACACUUGCAUUUAUGUAACUUACAAAUUACGGCUUUACUUGUAUUGCCUUCGUCGCAUUUCAACCUUAGAAAAUUCAAAAUUCAAAAUAAACUUAUGACUUGAUAAAAAUACUUACUUGCUAUUUUUGAGUGUAAUUAUUUAGAGCUUAAAUUCCAAGGUUAAACAAAUAUAUGUAUAUGUAUGUACCUACAUAAAUAAUUUCAUAUGCAUAACUCUAUUAAUUCAAUUUUGGAUUACAUCGAUAGCUUGGACAUAUGGAAGUGUUGGAUUACAUACUUAAAAUAUUUCACACUAACCCACUAAAUUUUUUGGGCACGAAUUUUACAAAUCUUUAUCCUAUACUAAUAGAUAAUAUAUUUUUAUUUCUAACGAAUAUCUACAUAAUUUUUAUGACCCUGCCCACCUACUUUAUUUAUAGGCACUCAUAAUUGAUCAUUUCAUUUCGGUUUUUUUAUUCACUAUUUUCAGUACUUUUUCGUACUUUCCGUAGUUCCGUACUUCUCGAUCUCCAUAAGUUUAAAAGUGGGAACCAUUAACUUGACUUACCAUGUCCAAAUCGGACGUGGAAAACACCAUCGUGCCGAUCACUUUAUACGUCGACUUUUCCGUAUCAUAAUAAUCUCCUACUUUAUAAAAUGGUUCAAUUUCUACCAUUUCACCCCCCUCGAAUUUAUUCACAUUCAAAACUCUACCCGACUUGUGAGAAAAGUAUAACGCCCACGUUCUAACUUUCUCCUUCUCAAUUCUUAAUUUUGGGUAGCAUUCCCCCACUUGGAGAAGAAUGUUUAAUUCAUACAAAUUAAUGUGGUGCGUUUGAGCGUACAUUUUCGGGAUUAAUGCGCCCGGAACACGUGCCCCUACCUCCAGAAAUGUGAUCUCACCAGACUCCGGAUUUCGAAAAACUUCACAAUGAAACAAACCUCGGGUUCCUCCCAAGGUGUGAACCGCUUUGACACAAAAGUCUAUAAUUUUCUGUGCGACAGAGGAAUCGACAUGAUUCGUACUACCGAUGCAGUCGUGCCGACUAUCAAAACCCAUAAAUGAUUGGAAGUAAAGGGCACAGUCGGAAAAUAUGGGAAAUUUUUGGUUACUCGAAAUCGCAAGGUCACAAUGAUACAGCUCCCCUGAUAAAAACUCUUCCGCUUCGUGGUUAAGGGCGGGGUCCAAAUUUGCAUAAAUGUCUACAAACUCAACAUAACUGUUUACCUUGUAAACACCAAAACUGCCUCCGGAAUUGAUAGGCUUGACAAUAAAUGGGGAUCCGAGAUGACUCUCUAUUAAAUUGUACAAGACUGAAGGGUCUUGCGAAGCUGUGGGUAAUUUCAUAAAUUCGGGGACCUUAACAUUUCCCUGGACAAGGGCUUUCUUCAUG